Molecule: messenger RNA, 983 nt
Organism: Oncorhynchus gorbuscha (pink salmon)
Lineage: Eukaryota; Metazoa; Chordata; Actinopteri; Salmoniformes; Salmonidae
Gene: adat2
Product: adenosine deaminase tRNA specific 2
Exons: 7
Coding region: 156-719 (187 amino acids)
Biological process (GO): tRNA wobble adenosine to inosine editing
Cellular component (GO): nucleus; cytoplasm
Molecular function (GO): tRNA-specific adenosine-34 deaminase activity; zinc ion binding
Source: RefSeq, a predicted model, not a curated record
UCCAAUAUUAUCUUCCCCUUCAAUGUGCGCAAAUUUGUUCCAGGCAGACGGUGGGGAUUUUAUAACUGUCGCAUGAGCUCUCUGUAAUUGGAGUAGCUAGUUGGUGUGCGUUUGUGUAAUCUAAUUUAUCUAGUUUCUCAGACUGUACAUUCAACAUGGGGACAGAGCAUGUGGGGAAUGAUGUCGUUUCUAAAGAGAACUUCCAGCCAUGUGCCGAAGAAAUACAGAGGUGGAUGGCUAAUGCCUUUGACAUGGCAAAAGAAGCUUUGGAGAAUGGCGAGGUGCCUGUUGGAUGUCUCAUGGUCUACAACAAUGAGAUUCUUGGAAAGGGGAGAAAUGAAGUGAAUGAAACAAAAAAUGCCACUCGCCAUGCUGAGAUGGUGGCUCUGGACCAGGUGCUGGAGUGGUGUCGUCAUAGAGACCUGGACCCCAGGACAGUGUGUGAGAGGACUGUGCUCUACGUGACUGUGGAGCCUUGCAUCAUGUGUGCAGGAGCUCUUCGCCUGACCAACAUUCCUCUAGUGGUCUAUGGGUGUAAUAAUGACAGGUUUGGUGGCUGUGGAUCUGUUCUAGACAUCCCCUCGGCUGAUCUACCUCACACUGGCUCAUCAUUUAAGUGUAUCUCUGGCUUCAGAGCAGAGGAAGCAGUGGAGAUGCUGAAGGCUUUUUAUAAACAGGAGAACCCUAAUGCUCCCAAGCCGAGGACGAGGAAGGAGUGAUAUUUUGUUGGUGUCCAGCAGGGGGCUCUAGACUUUAAGAAAUGAGCAGGCAGGCAGCAUCCCUCAGCCUUAAACCCUUAGUGGUCUCUUCCCUGGACAGGAUCAGGAACAGAGGAAGUAACCGUCCAGUCAGCAUCAGACAGUUCCGGUUGUACCAGCUCCAAGUGACUGCUCCACACUGACCUGCUGUAGCUUUCACUAUGGUUUAAAACUCUCUCUUGUAAAUUGAAUAAAACUUUUUUUGAAAUGCACAAAAUGUUCUCU